Molecule: messenger RNA, 984 nt
Organism: Peronospora belbahrii
Lineage: Eukaryota; Oomycota; Peronosporomycetes; Peronosporales; Peronosporaceae
Source: the annotation of a GenBank genome assembly
AUGGGACGCACAGUCUUGUACGCUCCAAUUCCUCAAGGUUCGAGCAUCUUAAACCUUGCGAUCUGCAUUGGUGGUAUCUACGUAUGUUACCUUAGUUACGGGAUAUUUCAAGAAAACAUCUUUACCUACCGUUCUUCUAGUGGUGACAAAUUUACAGCAACACUCUUUAUGUUGUUUGUUCAAUGUGUUACAAACUCAUUAGUAGCAUAUGGUGCAACAUUUGUAUGGAAACCUGAACGUACUUCUAUGCCUUUAGCUCCAUUUGCUUUUACUGCUGCAGCUUAUUUAGGUGCAAUGUUAUUUAGUAAUGAAGCACUUAAACACGUGAGUUUUCCGACUCAAGCUUUAGGGAAAUCAUGUAAAAUGAUACCUGUGAUGCUUAUGGGCGUUUUGAUACGUCGUAAGAAAUAUACAGUACGUGAUUAUAUUUGUGUCGUGGUCAUUACAUCGGGUAUUGCCAUUUUUCAAUUGGGCAAAGGUUCGACGAAACAUAUUGAGCGAGAGAACAGUACGUAUGGUUUAUUGUUGCUUUUUCUAUCACUGACAUUGGAUGGAAUAUCGGGGCCAAAGCAAGAGGAAAUUGCCCAUCAAUUACGUCCGUCGGUACAUCAGCAAAUGCUUAAUACCAAUCUGUGGGCCGUCAUUUACACAGGACUGGGUGCAUUGGUCACGGGUCAAGCAUUUGAAGGUUUUUUCUUCUGUAUAGAGAAUCCAGCUAUUCUUAAGUCUGUCUUUUACUUCUCCGUCUGCAGCUCACUGGGCCAGAACUUCAUUUAUUUCACUAUCCAGCAAUUUUCAGCACUCACGUGCACUACGAUUACCACCACACGCAAGUUUUUCACGAUUUUGUUCUCAGUGGUCUGGUAUGGUCACGAGCUCAGUCUCAUGUCGUGGUGUGGUGUUGCCGUCGUAUUCGUCGGGCUGGGAUGGGAGCUGUCGAGCAAGUACCAAAAGUACAAAACACAGAGUGCCAAGCAUACUUAG